Molecule: messenger RNA, 3777 nt
Organism: Rubroshorea leprosula
Lineage: Eukaryota; Viridiplantae; Streptophyta; Magnoliopsida; Malvales; Dipterocarpaceae
Source: the annotation of a GenBank genome assembly
AAAAAAUCGGACGGUGUAAACGCAAGUAGAAGACCCACAGCUCUCUCUCGGUCAAACUGAAUAUCACGAAACAAGGGCGAGGAAAGGUCGGAGGAAGAAGACGAAGAAGAAACCGGAGAAAACAGCAUCAGAAAAAGCUCUCUGUGUCAUGGAUGUGGAGAGAACCUAAAAGUCAAGAUUUCUUGGCUUUGAGGCAGCCAUGAAGCGAUAUGUUUAUAUCAAUGAUGAUGAAGCAUCAAGACAACAACUUUACUGUGUCAAUCGUAUAUCAAACAGAAAAUAUACCGUGUUGAACUUCCUCCCAAAGAACUUAUGGGAGCAGUUCAGCCGGUUUAUGAAUCAGUAUUUCUUGUUGAUCGCUUGCCUUCAGCUAUGGUCACUUAUUACUCCAGUGAAUCCUGCCAGCACAUGGGGCCCGCUAAUAUUUAUAUUUGCAGUCUCUGCAACCAAAGAAGCUUGGGAUGACUAUAAUAGAUAUCUGUCAGACAAGAAAGCUAAUGAGAAAGAAGUUUGGGUUGUUAGGCAGGGCAUCAAAAAACAUAUUCAAGCACAGGACAUUCAUGUAGGGAACAUAGUCUGGCUUCGUGAGAAUGAUGAAGUGCCAUGUGAUCUUGUUUUGAUGGGUACCUCUGACCCACAGGGUCUCUGCUAUAUAGAGACUUCAGCCCUUGAUGGUGAAACUGAUCUGAAGACGAGGGUCAUACCUUCUGCUUGCAUGGGAAUAGAUUUUGAAUUAUUGCACAAAAUCAAGGGUCUUGUUGAGUGUCCUAAUCCAGAUAAGGAUAUUAGAAGAUUUGAUGCAAAUUUGCGCUUGUUUCCUCCAUUUCUUGAUAAUGAUGUGUGUCCUUUAACCAUAAAAAAUACAAUUCUUCAGUCAUGCUACUUACGGAAUACAGAAUGGGCUUGUGGAGUAGCUGUCUACACAGGAAAUGAAACAAAGUUGGGAAUGAGUAGGGGAAUACCUGAACCCAAGCUUACGGCAGUAGAUGCCAUGAUUGACAAGUUAACUGGGGCAAUAUUUGUUUUCCAGAUAGUGGUGGUAAUGGUUCUUGGUAUAGCUGGAAAUGUCUGGAAGGAUACGGAAGCAAGAAAGCAAUGGUAUGUGCAAUAUCCAGAUAAAGGGCCAUGGUAUGAACUACUAGUGAUUCCUCUACGUUUUGAGCUUCUAUGUUCCAUCAUGAUACCAAUAUCUAUUAAGGUAUCCCUGGAUCUUGUUAAGAGCUUAUAUGCCAAGUUUAUUGAUUGGGACAAUGAGAUGAUAGACCUAGAAACUGGUAUUCCAUCACAUGCAACAAACACAGCAAUAAGUGAGGACCUGGGACAAGUUGAGUACAUUUUGACUGAUAAAACUGGAACCUUAACUGAGAAUAGAAUGAUCUUUAGAAGGUGUUGUAUUAGUGGAAUUUUCUAUGGAAAUGAGAGUGGGGAUGCAUUGAAAGAUGUUGAGCUGCUCAAUGCCAUUGCUAGCAGCUCUACUCAUGUAAUCCAUUUUCUUACAAUUAUGGCAAUAUGUAAUACUGUUGUACCAAUAAAAAGCAAAUCUGGAGCCAUCUCAUAUAAAGCACAAUCUCAGGAUGAGGAUGCUCUUGUUAAUGCAGCUGCUCGGUUACAUAUGGUUUAUGCCAAUAAAAAUGGAAAUAUUCUUGAAAUCAGGUUUCAUGGUUUGAUAAUUCAAUAUGAAAUUUUGGAGACUCUGGAGUUCACUUCUGAUAGGAAAAGAAUGUCAGUGGUGGUGAAAGAUUGCCAGAAUGGGAAAAUUCUACUUUUGUCAAAAGGCGCAGAUGAAGCAAUUCUUCCUUGUGCCUCUGCUGGACAACAAACAAGAACUUUUGUUGACGCUGUGGAGCAAUAUGCUCAGUUGGGGCUUCGGACAUUAUGCUUGGCUUGGCGUGAGUUAAAAGAAAAUGAAUACCGGGAGUGGUCUUUUAUGUUCAAAGAGGCUAGUAGCACAUUGGUUGAUAGGGAGUGGAGAAUUGCUGAGGUGUGCCAAAGAUUAGAACAUAAUCUUGAAGUUCUUGGGGUUACUGCAAUUGAGGAUCGUUUACAGGAUGGUGUACCAGAAACAAUUGAGACACUCAGGAAAGCUGGAAUAAAUUUUUGGAUGCUAACAGGAGACAAGCAGAACACUGCCAUACAGAUCGCUCUUUCUUGCAAUUUUAUUUCACCUGAGCCAAAAGGACAGCUGCUUUUAAUUGAUGGAAAGACUGAAGAUGAAGUUUGUAGAAGCUUAGAGAGGGUUUUGCUUACAAUGAGGUCAACAUUUUCACAGCCAAAGGAUGUGGCAUUUGUUGUUGAUGGUUGGGCUCUCGAAAUCGCACUUAGACAUCAUUGGGAAGCUUUUACAGAACUAGCAACUUUGUCAAGGACUGCUAUAUGUUGUCGUGUCACACCAUCACAAAAAGCACAGCUUGUGGAACUGUUGAAAUCUUGUGACUAUAGAACGUUGGCAAUUGGGGAUGGGGGCAAUGAUGUGAGAAUGAUACAACAGGCUGAUAUUGGGGUCGGCAUUAGUGGAAGAGAAGGGCUGCAGGCAGCCAGAGCAGCUGAUUAUAGUAUUGGAAAGUUCAGGUUUCUGAAAAGAUUGAUACUAGUCCAUGGCCGGUAUUCAUACAACCGCACAGCCUUCCUAUCCCAGUAUUCCUUUUAUAAGUCUCUGUUGAUAUGUUUCAUCCAAAUAUUUUUCUCUUUUAUUUCAGGUGUCUCUGGAACCAGUCUUUUCAAUUCUGUCAGCUUGAUGGCAUAUAAUGUUUUCUACACUAGUAUUCCUGUUUUGGUCAGUGUCCUUGACAAGGAUCUUAAUGAAGAAACAGUGAUGCAGCAUCCACAAAUUUUAUUCUACUGCCAAGCGGGAAGGCUUCUUAAUCCUAGCACAUUUGCUGGAUGGUUUGGUCGGUCCCUAUUCCAUGCAAUUGUUGUAUUUGUCAUCAGCAUAAAUGCCUAUGCCUAUGAGAAAAGUGAAAUGGAAGAACUGUCAAUGGUGGCACUUUCAGGAUGCAUAUGGUUGCAGGCUUUUGUUGUUGCAUUAGAAACAAAUUCCUUUACAAAAUUGCAACAUCUUGCCAUAUGGGGUAAUUUAAUUGCUUUCUAUAUCAUCAACUGGAUGUUCAGUGCCCUUCCAUCAUCAGGGAUGUAUACAAUUAUGUUUCGAUUAUGCAGGCAACCAUCUUAUUGGAUAACUGUGUUUCUCAUUGUUGCCGCUGGCAUGGGUCCAAUUCUAGCUUUGAAGUAUUUCCGGUACACAUACAGACCUAGUAAAAUAAAUAUCCUACAGCAGGCUGAACGGAGGGGAGGGCCAAUUUUAUCACUUGGAAGUAUUGAACCACUGCAAGCUAGAACCAUAGAGGAAGAUGUUUCUCCGUUAUCGAUUACUCAACCAAAGAAUAGGAAUCCUGUUUAUGAACCUCUUCUAUCAGACUCUCCAAAUUCUACCAGAAGGUCUUUCGGGUCAGGAACUCCAUUUGAUUUUUUUCAGUCACAGCGAUUAUCAAGCUAUUCAAGAAAUUGCAAGGACAACUGAAAUAUACCAGCAGCAUGUAGGCAGCUUACCUGAAAAUGUUACGGGGUUAUAUAAUAUAUACCAACAUGUAUUUAGUUGUACAUUUUUGCUGACAAAAAAAAAAUGAAGAAAUUGUCUGUAAUCAAAACCAUCCAAAUUUUGCUCUACAUAGUUCCAUCCAGAAGAAACGACCCAAAACAAAAAAUUUACGUUCAGGGUAGCCAACGUAAGUAAAAAUCUUUUUGGUUCAGGUGUUGGUACUUGGGGCAUGUUUGCUUGCA